Molecule: messenger RNA, 655 nt
Organism: Anopheles funestus (African malaria mosquito)
Lineage: Eukaryota; Metazoa; Arthropoda; Insecta; Diptera; Culicidae
Gene: RpL37A
Product: 60S ribosomal protein L37a
Exons: 3
Coding region: 131-400 (89 amino acids)
Biological process (GO): translation
Cellular component (GO): ribosome
Molecular function (GO): structural constituent of ribosome
Source: RefSeq, a predicted model, not a curated record
CGAAAUAGCAACUUCCGCUUGUUGACAUUCUUCCUAUCUCUUUCUUUUCGUCCCUAUCCGAUUGUGGAGAGUGCACACAUUUUGUGCCUGGUUUUUUAAACAGCAAAAACUCGGAUAACUUGCAUCUAAAAUGGCCAAGCGUACCAGGAAGGUUGGAAUCGUCGGAAAGUACGGUACCCGUUAUGGUGCUUCGCUGCGUAAAAUGGUGAAGAAGAUGGAAAUCACCCAGCACGCCAAGUACACCUGCACGUUCUGUGGCAAGGAUGCCAUGAAGCGAACGUGUGUAGGUAUCUGGUCGUGCAAGCGAUGCAAUCGUGUCGUUGCCGGCGGUGCCUGGGUGUACACAACCACUGCUGCUGCCUCGGUACGAUCAGCUGUCCGACGUCUGCGUGAAAUGUAAAGAGCAGCUUGACACAGUAACGGAAAACGAAAUGAUGCAUUCGGGACUACGCGUGAGGAUGGAGCAGUGAAACUCGGGUUUCCAGCAAAGCAAUGAGUUAUUUUUCAAUAUUGUUUUGUUUGUUUGGGAACCCUCCGUCAUAGCUUUUUACAAUUCGCAAGUCUGUCAUGUAAGUCAGAUCGUCUUGUGUUAAUAAAAAAGGAAUGGUUCUGUAAAGAACGAAUGGAAUGGAAACGGCUCGAAAGGAAACAGUGA